Molecule: messenger RNA, 654 nt
Organism: Lathyrus sativus (Indian pea)
Lineage: Eukaryota; Viridiplantae; Streptophyta; Magnoliopsida; Fabales; Fabaceae
Source: the annotation of a GenBank genome assembly
AUGGAGAAACAUCUCAAUAUAGAAAGUGAUGAUGCUGAUGACAACUUUGCCACAUCCUCAACACUAACAACAAAAUCAUCAUCAUCAACUUCAAAUAAGAGGCAUAGAAGUGUAAGUGAUGGUAAUAACAAUAUCAAACAUCCAAGUUAUAGAGGAGUAAGGAAGAGGAAUUGGGGAAAAUAUGUGUGUGAGAUUCGUGAGCCAAAGAAAAAAUCAAGAAUAUGGCUUGGAACAUACCCUACAGCUGAAAUGGCUGCCAGAGCACAUGAUGUAGCUGCUUUAGCUAUAAAGGGUCAUUCAGCUUAUCUCAAUUUCCCUCAAUUAGCAAAAGCACUUCCAAGGCCAAUAAGCACUUCUCCAAAAGAUAUUCAAGAUGCAGCUGCAAAAGCAGCUAAUAACACUUCAUUUGAUGAAGCUCAAGUUGAAGCAAGAAUAGAAGAAGAACAUGCCUCACCAUCGAGUUCAACAUUUACCAACGAUGAUGAUGAUGCAUUGUUUGAUUUGCCAGAUCUUUUUCCUGAGGAUGGAAACAAUGGAUUUUGUUCCUAUUCUUUGAGAAAUUCUACUUCGUAUCUGUGUGCUGUUGAAUCGUCUGUACACAGAUACAAUGUAGAAUUUUCUGAAGAUUCGUCUUUUUGGGAGAAAUACUUGUAG